Molecule: messenger RNA, 1508 nt
Organism: Phragmites australis (common reed)
Lineage: Eukaryota; Viridiplantae; Streptophyta; Magnoliopsida; Poales; Poaceae
Product: caffeoylshikimate esterase-like
Exons: 4
Coding region: 206-1195 (329 amino acids)
Cellular component (GO): membrane
Molecular function (GO): lipase activity
Source: RefSeq, a predicted model, not a curated record
AUUGAGACGCCCCCCCCCCCCCACGAAUUGAUAACCAUCGAUCUCUGAUGUCCUGUCUUUUUAUCUCUGCUCUGCCAGUAGUCAACCACCCAUCCCACCAUCGACUAGCAGGCAGAUCUCUUGAUUUGGUCUUCUUCCCCGGCAGCGGCAGAUUCCUUUCGGGCGUGUUGAGGGAAAGCCAAGGAAGAAACAGAAAGCGCGCGCGAUGAGCAACGGAGAUCAUGGCCAUGUCGAAUACCAAGAGGAGUACGUUGUGAACUCGCGGGGGAUGAGGCUCUUCACCUGCAGAUGGCUGCCCAAGAAACCAAUCCCAAAGGCGCUCGUCUUCCUGUGCCAUGGGUACGCGGUUGAGUGCGCGGUGACGAUGCGCGGCACCGGGGAGCGCCUGGCGCGGGCCGGGUACGCCGUCUACGGCCUCGACUACGAGGGACACGGCCGCUCCGACGGCCUCCAGGGCUACGUCCCGGACUUCCAGGCCCUCGUCACCGACUGCGACGACUUCUUCACCUCCGUCGUCCGCCAGUACUCCCACGGAAACCAGACCUGCAGCAGGUUCCUUCUGGGCGAGUCGAUGGGCGGCGCGGUGGCGCUCCUCCUCCACCGCGCCCGCCCGGACUUCUGGACCGGCGCCGUGCUCGUGGCGCCCAUGUGCAAGAUCGCAGAUGAGAUGAGGCCACAUCCUGUGGUGGUGAACAUCCUGAGGGCGAUGACCAGCAUCAUCCCGACCUGGAGGAUCGUGCCCACGAACGACGUCAUCGACUCGGCAUACAAGACUCAGGAGAAGAGAGAUGAGAUCCGGGAAAACCCCUACUGCUACAAGGGCAAGCCACGCCUCAAGACCGCAUACGAGCUCCUCAAGGUCAGCUUGGACCUCGAAGCCAACCUCCUACCCCAGGUGUCAUUGCCUUUCCUGAUCGUGCACGGCGGGGCGGACAAGGUGACGGACCCGUCGGUGAGCGAGCUGUUAUUCCGGUCGGCGGCGAGCCAGGACAAGACGCUCAAGCUCUACCCGGGCAUGUGGCACGCCCUUACCUCCGGCGAGUCGCCCGACAACAUCCACACCGUCUUCCGCGACAUCAUCGCUUGGCUCGACCACAGGUCCCCGACGUCGACGGAGGAGCUAUCGGAGAUGGAGCAGAAGGCCAGGCACGACGACCACCAGCUGCAGCAGGAACAAACCAAAUGCGAUGCAUAGAAACUAACCAUUUAGAUUCACAAGUCAAUGAUACUAUCUUAGGCGCCUUAGCUACAAGAGAGUUACUAGACGUUCAGCGAGAUUAUAUCGUCAAGUAUACAGAACAUAGCAAGCAAUUCAAGAAGGCAGAGCAGCAUGUAUCGGUUAUACAGGACCUAUUCUGACGCCACCACUACCAGCAUAUCUAUCGUGCGUUGGCUAUAAAAUAGGAAAUUAGUUGCUGCACGUUGGUGCGCUUGUAUUCGGUGUGUGUGUGUGUAUCUCAACUAAUGAUCAAUAUGUUGAGCAUCAUCUCAUGCUGGCAUUCUUGAAA